CACAAUUCAUUUUUUGGAGUUACAAACCAAGCAUAUAACCUGACUAUACACAAAGCAAAACUCGCACUAAAUUUGUUGUUGAUCUUGGAAUGAAAACCCGAACUGACGAACCAAUCAUUUAUAAUCGGAAAUCCAGCAGCUAUAUUCAUCCGUCCCUGACCACACUAAAACCACUUCCAUCUCUGGUCACCACCGCAGGAGUGCUGGCUUGCUGCGACUGCCAUUUCACAUUUUCACAGUUCUAAUACAAAUGCUUUGAAGCGUGUUUCGUGAAUCGGGAGUGAAAGGCUAAACCCCAGCCAUUCCCUCUCUCUUCUCUUCGUGAACAGCUUAACUCCCCCCCACCCCACCCCACCUGGCCACCUUGCGCAUAUUUCACGCAUUUCGCAUACAUCAUACUCUGUUUUUACGAACGCAUAUCGGCGGCAAUGGUUCGAAUCCAUUUGUAAUGUAUGUUGAGUGAUCUCUCUUGGGAAAAUGGAGGAAGAAUUGCAGAAGCUGAGCACUGAUUGCGUCUACUUCUUAGCAUCGCCUCUCACUUGCAAAAAGGUAGCCUUUCCCCUGUGCGAUGCUCUGUAAUUUGUAUACUGUUCUUUCCUUUCCGCUCUGCAAUUUAUGCAAUUGUAGAUAUCAUUUUGUCAGUCUUCCUUUCGGAUACAAUUAUUUGAUAUGUAGUAUUUUUCUAGGAUGCUCAUUCAGGAUUGUUUGGAACUGAUUCUGCUUUUGCUUCUUUUUUAAAGCAGAAGCAGAAUCAGAAUUUUCGGAGGGUGGUCACCCCGAGUUUCUAAAAAAACUGAUCCCAGCAGUAAAUUAGAGCACCAGAAUCACUUUUGCACUUUCACCCAAACAUUCCAACUUCUACUUCUGCUCCUUCGCAGGGAGCAAAAGCAUUUUUAGAAUCAGAUCCAAACACCCCUCUGAGCUUGGGCCUCGGAAUAUUGUUUACAUUUAUUUAAUGUAUAUGUUUUUGCUUGCAUAAUUGCUCAUGUGUGAAAGGCGAUUGGAUUUUACCCAACAUUGAGUAUGGUCAUUUUUGUCUUGAUAGAUAGCGUUUUAUUGUUGCAAAACCAGGAACCUCUUCCUCUCUCUUGAAUCUUGAUUUCUUUCUCGUAUUACUGCAUUCUACUUUUAUAUAUGAGUUUGUAAAGGGGGCCUCAUAUUACUUCUCCACAGCCUAUUGAGCUAUUGUUUGUUACUGUUCAAGAACAAUUGUCCAGUAGUACUGCGUUCUUUUGAAUGCUUUAAUUGCUUUGGUCUGAACUACACUUAAGAUUCGGAUUGAAUUCCUUUUCUGGUAUUAGGUGUUAGACAUAUGGAGUCAUUCAUUAGAUAUCAUCCGUGAUUGAUUGGGCCAUUAGUCAAUAUUUGCUUUAGAAGCCUUACAAAGUCGUACUGUAUUCAUUAGUUAAUUAAAAUCCAACAUAAACUAUAGUGAGUGCUGCCGUUGGGUUUCCAUCUGAAUCACAUGAAACUGAAGUUACAUCUCCCAAAUGCAACUUCCAGUGAUCUGCUUGCAGUCAUCAAGUCAUGUUUCUCAAUUAUCUAUUGCGCACCAAACUUUGACAAAUUCAACUUCAACUUCUCAGUUAUCUCCCAAAUCCAACUUCCAUGUAAUCAAUUCACACAAUCAUCUCUUCUAAGUUCUAACUAUUGAAAUACUUGACCCUCAAUAUCUGGACCCACUGAUGGCAAUAGGAAGUGCUGUACUUCUGGUUAGUUUAUAAAGUAUAAACUACUCAAAUCUUGUUCUCUAAAUUGUGCACCAAACUUUGACAAAUUGUAGACAUUGCCUCAGAUUACAUAAAGGCCAAAUAUGGGAACACAUAGAUAUCAAAUGACUCAUUUCUAACCCACUUGUAUUUUUUGUGACAUCGACAACAAAAGCGGUAGGUAAGGCGUGGGUGAGUGGUAAUUCAAAUAUACUAUGUGGAUUCUGAUAGCAGCUCUUAUCCUACCACUUUUCGAUUACAAAUUGAGAGAUUGGUCCAGCAUCAAACAAGGAAGACCCAAGAAGAUCCAUUUAACUGGAAAUUUUAUUGCAACUUAUGGUGUGAUUAAAUGAGGACAAAAUGCUAGAAUGUGUUAGGGGUUAACUUAACCUACAGUUAGCAGGAGUGCAGGACUUACUGACAUGUUCACAGCCUCAUAGAACCUCAAGCAAGGACUCCAAUAAAAAAUAACAGCUCUGCUGUUUCUCUGUAACUUUACUGCUAACCUGGAGGAUUCUAUCAGCACAUUUGAGAGAUCUUGCACCGUACUAUGAAUUAGGUAUUUUUAUAGUAAUUUGAUUGACGUGUCGACUUUCAUUAGCAUUUGGGGUUUGUUAGAAAAAUGAUGACAUUUUUCUGGUUAUCAGGGCAUUGAAUGUGAGUAUCGGCACAAUGAUAUUGCUAGGCUCAACCCGAGAGAGUGUUGGUUUUGGUUAGCAGGGAGCUGUCUUAAUCCUACAUGUGGUUUCCGACAUCCUCCACUAGAGACUUUUGCUGAGACUUCAUAUAAAGCAACAACUACAUAUGAUAAGUCUGUAGCACUUAUGAGCAAGAAGACCCGCGUUCCUUGUUUUUUCUAUCACAAUGGGUUCUGUAGUAAAGGUGAGAAAUGUGUGUUUCAACAUGGACCAGGAGACGUUUUAGUUGCCCGGAAUUCCUCAAGGGUAACUUCUGGAGUCACUGAUGAACCAGCAGCAGCUCCAGAGAAGAAGAAAAAAGAAUUGAGUGUGGGAAUUGAAAUAGUGUCAGUACCACUGGAAACUCAUCCUGGUUUUAGUGUGGAGAUUGCAGCCAAUGGAAAUAUCAAGACUCAAGUAGAUCUCCUUCAGACAACAAAUGAUCUUACUGUAGAAAACUUUUGUGAAAGUCAUGUUCCAGAAACAGAGUUGGAAUCUUCAUUUCCUGCUCAUGACAGCUUCACUGCUGGAGGACUUCAUUCUGACACUGCAUGGAGUUCAGAUGAUGAAAUGGAAGAGAAAGAAGAGGGGUUAGAAGCAUGUCCUUGUUUUGAUGUUCUUUUCAAUGAUGAUAGAUCGAAGGAGUUGAUGUAUGAUGAAGAGGAAGAUAAUGAGUACUUGAUCCAAAACCAAUAUCAUGCCAUACAUGUUGAUGAACAGUAUGUGGGCGGAUAUGAUUUUGAUGACAGCAUUGAACACAAUCCGUUUCAUGCAGAUGAAGGGCUUGUGUUUGAAGAAGAAGCAUCACAUGUUCCAUAUUAUGAGCGUGCUACUGGUUAUUUUUUGAGAAAACCGAAUGGCAAUGCCCGUUUGAGGGAUUGUAUUCUGCAUCAUCAGAACAGAAAAAUCAAGCUGACAGAAUGGGGCGGUUUUAACUUGAAGGGUGCAGACCUCCACCACUAUCACUACUACCCUAGGAAGCAUGCCUAUGGCUGGAACCAGCAUCCCCACCUGCACAGUACAAGGGCAAUAUCGAAGCUGGAGAUUAGUGUGACUGGAUCACUACAACCAGAAUGCUGGGCUUCCCUGAAUGGGUUCCACCGCCAUAGACGCACACCUAGACACAUUCAUAUGAUGAACAGUCAGAUGGAGGAGCAUUUUAAGAGGAGGCGUGGUAAGCAGCUGCUUCCUUUUCAGUCUCAACGAGUCUCAAGGAUUGGAGGUUAUUGUGUGAAGAGAAAAUCAAGCAACCUGUUUAUUGCACCAAAGACACUUUCCCAGAUCAAAGAAGAGAAGAAGAGAGCAAAAUGGAAUCUGAGUUUUGAGGCACGGCCCACAGGACUAGAAGACGAGUUUCAGGGUCCAAAAUCUCUAGCCGAAAUCCUCAAGGAUAAAAGAAGGUAGGAAGAUCCCUUCUUUUUUACACCAUUUUUGGAAAACUAAUGACGUUGCCCCAUCACCAUAGUUUAUCCAUUUAGAAUGAUUUUCAUCCAGCUGUUACUUACAAAACCAAUGCAAGCAGAACUAAAAUACUGCCUGACCAUAGCUGUCUAUGACAGUCAAUUCACUCUGAACAACUGAAUCAUCCCAGUAUAUUUUGUGAGGAAAUUUGAAGGAUUAGAACAAUACUGUGCUGAAGUUUGUUAUUGUUUCAUUGGAACUCCCACUCCAGGAAGAAAGUAGAGAGAAAGACUACAGUAGGGAAGAAAGUAGAGAGAAAUUGUAUCAUCCCUAAAAAAUAAGUGACACCAUUGGAGCUCCUCUUGACACAGAAAUCCCAUAAAUUUUACCACAAUUUUCAUUUUUCCCUAAUUAGCAAGCUUAGAUCUUCCAUCACCAAAAUGAAUAAAUAUAUGGGGACAGUGAAUCCCCAUGACUUAACCCAUGUUGCAGGAAGGUCGGUCCAGGCGUUGAGCCUUCAAAAGGAAUUGAGUACUCAACUGAUGACACACACAAAUUUCUAGACCAACUGAAUCCACUUAGGCGUGAACUCUAUGGCCUCCAUUACUUUGAAUAAGAAAUUCUAUUCCACCCUCGUUGUUCACUUAGAACUCUAUGGUUCAUUUUGAGAACUAUAUUGUUCAUUUCGAAUUCAAGAGCCACAAAAACUUCUUUACCCUGUGUCUUACACUUGAGAUAUUGAUGAGAUCCAAAUGGAAUUAUAAUAUUAUCAACAAUUGAUUUGCCUGACACAAAAGAACUCUGGUUCAC
Messenger RNA from Cuscuta europaea, 4597 nucleotides. The record is from the annotation of a GenBank genome assembly. NCBI's taxonomy places the organism in Eukaryota, Viridiplantae, Streptophyta, Magnoliopsida, Solanales, Convolvulaceae.